This is a messenger RNA of Capsella rubella, 830 nucleotides long. RefSeq names its product transmembrane protein 18. Gene Ontology annotation, cellular component: nuclear membrane. The coding region runs from base 134 to 625 and encodes 163 amino acids. The record is from RefSeq and is a predicted model, not a curated record. Lineage: Eukaryota; Viridiplantae; Streptophyta; Magnoliopsida; Brassicales; Brassicaceae. The transcript has 4 exons.
GAGUUGAAAGCGAAGGAGAAAAAGUAGUGAUCUUGUUUACUUGGAGAGUGUCUUGAGUAUUGAGAUUCACCACCGUCGCGAUUUGAAACUGGGAUUACAUAAUUUAUAUUUUUCCGGUGAAAUUGAGUAGACAAUGGAGGAAAUCAAAUCGGCGAUGGAGCAACAAAUGGAUCUCAUGGCGGAUCUGGUUCAGAAACUCUCCGGAGAGCUCCGAACUGGUUUACAACCCGCUUAUGAUAAUUUCAUUGGGUUUUUCCACGCCAUUGAUUGGAAGGAGCCUUGGAUUAUGGGAUUAAUGGGGUUUCAUGCUUUGUUGCUACUAGUGACUCUUCUUUCUCGAAGGCAUCUCAACUUUCAUAUGUUCCUUUUCUUAUUAGCAUUGGGUGGGGUAUACUUCGCAGAGAAUCUCAACCGGGAGUUGAGAAAAAACUGGAAGAGCUUCUCAACUCAAAACUACUUUGACCCGCACGGUGUCUUCUUAUCGGUUCUUUGGUCUGGACCACUUUUGGUCAUUGCAAUGAUAAUCUUGAUAAACACACUGUUUUCGCUUUGCUACCUGAUUGUAAAAUGGAAAAGAGCUGAGCUCAGGCAUCGCGCAAGGCUUGCUCGUGCCAAGGAGGAAUAGAUGAUACCAUACCUCACAUUUUUAUGUAUACUCUCACUUUGCAACAUACUGUUUUGAGGUUUUAGUAGAAGCUGCUCUAUUCUAUUCUAUGUAUUCCGUUUUUUCAAGUGAACUGUGAAUUGUAUCAAACCGAAUUAAACCAGAUUACUCAACUUCGGUUUUGUUAUGGUAAAGUUUUGAAACCAUGAAUUGAACAAUUAGUCAA